This is a messenger RNA of Meriones unguiculatus (Mongolian gerbil), 1091 nucleotides long. RefSeq names its product carbonyl reductase [NADPH] 2. The transcript is spliced from 8 exons. Lineage: Eukaryota; Metazoa; Chordata; Mammalia; Rodentia; Muridae. Bases 107 to 841 code for a protein of 244 amino acids. The record is from RefSeq and is a predicted model, not a curated record. Gene Ontology annotation, biological process: xylulose metabolic process; glucose metabolic process. Gene Ontology annotation, molecular function: carbonyl reductase (NADPH) activity; L-xylulose reductase (NADPH) activity.
GCCAGGUUGGUCUGUGCCUAGCUCCACCCCUGCCCUGCCUGCCAGCCCAGCCAUAAAAAAACACCUGAGCCCAUCUCUUGCUGCAGAAGACGCUGGGGUUAGCAGCAUGAAGCUGAAUUUCAGUGGCCUGAGGGCCCUGGUCACAGGGGCAGGGAAAGGGAUUGGGCGUGACACUGUUAAAGCCCUGCAUGCCUCAGGAGCCAGAGUGGUGGCCGUGACUCGCACCAAUGCAGACCUGGUCAGCCUUGCCAAAGAGUGUCCCGGGAUAGAGCCGGUGUGUGUGGACCUGGGGGACUGGGAGGCCACAGAGAAGGCGCUGGGUGGUGUCGGCCCCGUGGACCUGCUGGUGAACAACGCAGCAGUACUUAUCAACCAGCCCUUCCUGGAGGUCACCAAGGAAGCCUUUGACAGGUCCUUCAAUGUGAAUCUCCGCUCUGUGUUUCAGGUGUCUCAGAUAGUGGCCAGGGACAUGAUUAACCGUGGAGUGGCCGGGUCCAUCGUCAAUGUCUCCAGCAUGGUGGCCCACGUCACCUUUCCUAACUUGAGCUCCUACAGCUCCACCAAGGGCGCAAUGACCAUGCUGACCAAAGCCAUGGCCAUGGAACUGGGGCCACACAAGAUCCGGGUGAACUCCGUAAACCCCACUGUGGUGCUGACUGACAUGGGCAAGAAAGUCUCCGCGGACCCCGACUGGGCCAGGAAGCUCAAGGAGCGCCACCCACUGAGGAAGUUUGCAGAGGUGGAGGACGUCGUCCACAGCAUCCUCUUCCUGCUCAGCGACAGCAGCGCCUCCACCAGCGGCUCUGGCAUCCUGGUGGAUGCUGGCUACCUGGCCUCCUAGACUGCCCAGGCGAUGGACCACCUCCCCCCCCACCCCCCGCAGGCCUCCCUGGCCCCACCCUCAAGCCAUAGCGUCUUCUGAUCUCAUGACCCCGCCCCCUGCCACAGCCCUGCCCUCGACACAGCUCACCCAGCGCCCCCACGUCACUGUCUGAUCCCACUACCACUGCAAGCUCAGAUCCUUGGAGUCCUCCCUGUCUGCUUUGCUAGGCUUACCCCCUAAAUAAACGGGCCGUGUGUUCCCAACCGUU